Gopherus evgoodei (Goodes thornscrub tortoise) is the source of this 1406-nucleotide messenger RNA. RefSeq names its product SERTA domain containing 2 (gene SERTAD2). Gene Ontology annotation, cellular component: nucleus. Gene Ontology annotation, molecular function: transcription regulator activity. Bases 330 to 1286 code for a protein of 318 amino acids. The record is from RefSeq and is a predicted model, not a curated record. The transcript has 2 exons. Lineage: Eukaryota; Metazoa; Chordata; Testudines; Testudinidae.
GGGGAGACUAGCACAGGGGCGGAGCUUCGCCGUGAGCCAGGGGGCGAGGAGCUCGCCAGAGCCUCACUUGCUCCCCGCGUCACUGUGCAUGGCAAGUGCUGGGCACACGGGCUGCUCUCCGCCCCCCCGGCCGCCCGCCUCCAUUGUAUAAUGCUUCGUGAGCGCGGCGGCAGCGCGGAGCAACCAGCCGCUUAAACCCUCAAGCUGCCUCCGCCUCCCCCCACCCGCCCCCUGUCCCCGCCAGCGAGCGAGCGACAUAUGGAGCGGGUGUAGGGUCGGAGCGUGCAGACCCUGAUGCUUUAGUUCUCAGGUGGAACUGCAUGUGAUAUAUGUUGGGGAAAGGAGGGAAGCGGAAGUUUGACGAGUAUGAAGAUGGGUUGGAAGGCAAAGCGGUGUCUCCUACUGACGGUCCAUCUAAGGUGUCUUACACCUUACAGCGCCAGACUAUCUUCAACAUUUCCCUUAUGAAACUUUAUAACCACAGGCCAUUAACAGAGCCAAGCUUGCAAAAGACAGUUUUAAUUAACAACAUGCUGAGGCGAAUCCAGGAGGAACUCAAACAAGAAGGCAGCUUGAGGCCUGUGUUCAUCACCACUUCACAGCCUACUGACCCUCUGGGUGACAGCUUUCGAGAGGCUCAGCCUGCGUUCAGUCAUCUUGCCUCUCAGCCAGUUCACCCCACUGACUUAGUAAGCACUACACCAUUAGAGUCUUGCCUCACCCCUGCCUCUUUGCUUGAGGAUGACACUUUUUGCACUUCCCAGACUGUCCAACAUGAUGGUCCUACAAAACUACCACCUCCAGCUGUCCAACCGGUAAAAGACAGUUUCUCCUCGGCCUUGGACGAAAUUGAGGAGCUUUGUCCAACACCUACCUCUACCGAGGCAGUAGUAGUAGCAACAGAAGCAGCAGCAACAAUAGAUGACUCUAAAGACAACUCCAGUGAGUCUAAUGUUCAAAAGUCUGAGGGAGUCCAAGAGAGCAGAACAAGUGAAUCAAAACUCAUGGACUCUUUACCCGGCAAUUUUGAAAUAACAACUUCCACAGGUUUUCUUACAGACUUGACCUUGGAUGAUAUUCUGUUUGCUGACAUUGACACAUCUAUGUAUGAUUUUGACCCUUGCACAUCUGCUACAGGGGCUGCCUCAAAAAUGGCUCCUGUCUCAGCAGAUGAUCUCCUAAAAACUCUAGCCCCCUAUAGCAGUCAACCAGUAACCCCAAAUCAGCCUUUCAAAAUGGACCUCACAGAACUGGAUCACAUAAUGGAGGUGCUUGUUGGGUCUUAAAGUAUACCGACUUUUUAUGUACCAGUAUAUACACUUGGUAGUAUUUUCACAACCCUUCCCUCCCUCCCCGCCCCUCCAAAUUCACAGCACUGUGCAUGCGUCCUUGCUUGCCUUUUUUUU